Messenger RNA from Carlito syrichta (Philippine tarsier), 974 nucleotides. Its product is annotated as ATP-binding cassette sub-family A member 2-like. The annotation marks the transcript as partial. Lineage: Eukaryota; Metazoa; Chordata; Mammalia; Primates; Tarsiidae. Gene Ontology annotation, biological process: transmembrane transport; lipid transport. The record is from RefSeq and is a predicted model, not a curated record. Gene Ontology annotation, cellular component: intracellular membrane-bounded organelle; membrane. Gene Ontology annotation, molecular function: ATP binding; lipid carrier activity; ATP hydrolysis activity. The transcript is spliced from 6 exons.
AGAGCCGCCUCUGUGAGGAGGCCCGUGGCAUGGAGGAGGAGCCCACUCACCUGCCGCUGGUCGUGUGCGUGGACAAGCUCACCAAGGUCUACAAGGACGACAAGAAGCUGGCCUUGAACAAGCUGAGCCUGAACCUCUACGAGAACCAGGUGGUCUCCUUCCUGGGCCACAACGGGGCGGGCAAGACCACCACCAUGUCGAUCCUGACCGGCCUGUUCCCGCCCACGUCGGGCUCGGCCACCAUCUACGGCCACGACAUCCGCACGGAGAUGGACGCCAUCCGCAAGAACCUGGGCAUGUGUCCGCAGCACAACGUGCUCUUCGACCGGCUCACGGUGGAGGAGCACCUCUGGUUCUACUCGCGACUCAAGAGCAUGGCCCAGGAGGAGAUCCGCAGAGAGACGGACAAGAUGAUCGAGGACCUGGAGCUGUCCAACAAGCGGCACUCCCUCGUGCAGACGCUGUCGGGUGGCAUGAAGCGCAAGCUCUCUGUGGCCAUCGCCUUUGUGGGCGGCUCCCGCGCCAUCAUCCUGGACGAGCCCACGGCUGGCGUGGACCCGUACGCGCGCCGGGCCAUCUGGGACCUCAUCCUGAAGUAUAAGCCGGGCCGGACCAUCCUCCUGUCCACCCACCACAUGGACGAGGCCGACCUGCUUGGGGACCGCAUCGCCAUCAUCUCCCACGGGAAGCUCAAAUGCUGCGGGUCGCCGCUCUUCCUCAAGGGCGCCUAUGGCGACGGGUACCGCCUCACGCUGGUCAAGCGGCCCGCCGAGCCUGGGGCCCCCCAAGAGCCAGGGCUGGCCUCCAGCCCCCCGGGCCGGGCCCCGCUGAGCAGCUGCUCCGAGCCCCAGGUGUCCCAGUUCAUCCGCAAGCAUGUGGCAUCCUGCCUGCUGGUCUCAGACACGAGCACAGAGCUCUCCUACAUCCUGCCCAGCGAGGCUGCCAAGAAAGGGGCCUUUGAGCGCCUCUUCCAG